GCCGGGGCGGGGCCCGGCGCGCAGUACUUGUUGCCCCGCCCCGGCGCUCGGCGCUCUUUCUGGCGGAGACGGCGGACAUGGGGACACCACAGAAGGACGUUGUAAUAAAACCGGAUGCCCCAAGCACACUACUUCUGGAGAAACAUGCGGACUAUAUAGCUUCUUACGGAACAAAGAAAGAUGAUUAUGAGUACUGUAUGUCGGAGUAUUUGAGAAUGAGUGGUGUUUACUGGGGGCUGACAGUAAUGGAUCUAAUGGGACAGCUGCACCGAAUGAACAAAGAUGAAAUUCUGGCAUUCAUCAAAUCAUGUCAACAUGAAUGUGGUGGUAUAAGUGCCAGCAUAGGUCAUGAUCCUCAUCUUCUGUAUACCCUCAGUGCUGUUCAGAUUCUUAUCUUGUAUGAUAGUCUCCAUGUUGUUGAUGUUAAUAAAAUUGUUGAAUAUAUACAGAGCUUGCAAAAAGAAGAUGGAUCAUUUGCUGGAGACAAAUGGGGAGAAAUAGAUACAAGGUUCUCCUUCUGUGCUGCAGCAACUCUUGCACUUCUGGGAAAACUCGAUGCUAUUGAUGUGGGGAAAGCAGUAGAAUUCGUUUUGUCCUGUAUGAACUUUGAUGGAGGAUUUGGUUGUAGGCCAGGUUCUGAAUCACAUGCAGGACAGAUCUAUUGUUGCACAGGAUUUCUGGCUAUAACAGACCAGUUACAUCAAAUAAAUGUUGACUUGCUGGGCUGGUGGCUUUGUGAACGACAGUUACCUUCUGGAGGUCUCAAUGGACGACCUGAGAAGUUACCUGAUGUAUGUUAUUCAUGGUGGGUGCUAGCGUCUCUGAAAAUGAUUGGUAGAUUACAUUGGAUUGACAGAGAGAAAUUGCGCUGCUUUAUUUUGGCUUGCCAGGAUGAGGAGACUGGAGGAUUUGCAGACAGACCAGGAGAUAUGGUGGAUCCAUUUCACACCUUGUUUGGAAUUGCUGGACUCUCUUUAUUAGGAGAAGAACAAAUUAAGGCUGUCAAUCCUGUCUUUUGUAUGCCAGAAGAUGUCCUUCAAAGAAUAAAUGUACAACCUGAGCUUGUGUGCUAAGUAUUGUAGAGACAAAAGAUUGAUGUGCCCAGUCACUUUGCUUUUACUGAUUGGAAGUCAUCCCUGAAACUACUAGCAUAUUUUUCUUUUGGAUAUGUUUACGUUACUGAGGUAAAGCAACUGCUUUACUGUGGGCUUUGUCAUUUUGUAAAUUGUGACAGAACAGGCUUGCUUGUUCUAAUGAUCUGAGUGUAACAUGUUCUUAGGUUGUAUAUAAAAGAUGUAGAAACCUUUUCUGUAUCUUAAUAUAUGGGCCUUUUUUGAAUAUUCAAGUAAGUCACGGUGAUAGUAUGAAUGUCUUAGUUUCUGUAUUCCUGUGAUAUCAACCGUAGUAGCAUCUGUCUUUAUACAAGCAUGUUUUGAAGGUGGAUCACACAAAGCACUUUAAAAGAAUAUAAAAAAAAUCUACUUAAGCCAAUGCAUUUAAUAUCACAUGGUUUGUAUUUAAUUCUUUCUGUUCAUGUUUGCCAUCACUUUUAUUUGGCAAGAUGCAAGCUAUUUCUUCUGAUAGUGAUAAAUAACAGUCAAAACAAAAAUUAUGGUCCCCACUAAGUGUACAAAUAUGUUGUUAUUUAUUGAUAAAGUAUCACUGAUACUUGAAAUAGAACAUAUGUUGAAGAUAUAUAUACAUAUAUAUAGUGAAACUUGCUAAUACUGUGCAUUUUGGAGAUAUUUCUCUCCAGGACAAUGGUUUAUUCCUGAAUACAGUGUUGAUCUUCAAUUUGUUGCUGGGUUGAGAACCUGCUACCCUAGCUUUUAAGAAAAUAAUUGCCAGCAUUACAUUAUGAUGUAAUUGAGAAUAAAACUAGCCAUGGAAAAUACUUGUUUUCUGAAGGAUGAAGUCGUCUUUAUAUUCAUUGAAGCCCUAAAAAUGCCUCUUACAAUAUAUCCCACACAUUCUGGCAGAGGACUAAAUGGUAUUUCAGUUGAAAUGCACAGUAAAAGGUAAUUGCAGUGUUUAAUAAUCUCUAUGCUUAAAGAAGGUCUAUAGUUGUUUCAAAAACAGUUUUAAAAACAAAGUGGUUAUUUUUUUUCAACCUGCUCAUGGUACUAGAGGAUAGGAUAGAACUGGACAAUGUAGCUUUUCGGUGGACUUCUAGCAAGUUUCAAAGAGACUGUGUAUUUGAGUAUUCAAACAUUUCUAACAUUUUUUUUUUUUAAGCCUUAAUUUCUCUAAAGGCUUUCUGAUGGGGACAGAAAAGUACUGUUAACUGUCCAGGUGCCUGAUGAGUUGUUUGGUCAAGGCUUGGAAGAAGAAAUUUCAUUCUAAGACUUUAAAAAAGUUACAGGAGGCUUUGUGUUGAAUAGGAGAGAAGGGAGAGCACUGCUCAAGUUCUCUAUAUCCAUAAAGUAACACAAAAGCUUUAACUUUUUUUUCCCCUCAUUUCAGGUUACCUUUUCAAUUACUUUUUUUUUCUCACAAAGGAAUCGCUGUUCAGUAGUUAGGAAUCUGCCAUCUUUUUCUAUAUUGUGUGGACGUAACAAAGUUCUUGAAUUUCUAGAUGAAGACUAGAUGAAGACAUUUUGGAAAUUAAUAUGUGGGUGAUAUUGCAUGACUGCAUAGAAUACUGUAGGUUAAAAUCCUACUAAUGUUACUAGAGUUUUCUCUCAAGGUGAUUUGGUCAACUUUUCCUAAAUCACUGUGAUUUUCAAGAUUUAAGAUCACUAGUUAAAAGAGUGGAUGUGUAUGCAAACUAGUAACUUCAGAGUAUUUUUUCAUUUUUAACAUUUUUUCUUAAACUGUAGAAAGUAAGAUGGUAUCAUCAUAAUUGUUUACACAAAUUAAAUCAUGAUCUUUAUUAAAUAUACUGUGGAAAAAAAUUGUUGCCCAACAUGCAAAUGUUAAAGGACUUGGUUCAUUUUGAUGCAGAAAACAUUGUUAUAGUCUACCUCUAUUUUGUUAGAUGUGUUUCUUAAUAAGAUUCUUUGUGUACAUACUUAACAUAAUUGCAGUGAUUAAUCUUUUGUUCUAGGUCUUCAGUUAAAGGUCCUUUAUUAAAAGCUUUGAUAAAUUUAUUUCUAUUACUUUAUUUUAUAUGCCAGUCUUUACACAGAAGACCCUGAUAUUAUCUUAGUACGUGAGUUUUGAGCACUAUAGUGUAGCUACCAAUCCCAGUGAUAAAUUUUGCAAAACGCUGUAUGAAAUUUGCAAAAUAGUGUUUUUUUUUUUUUUAAUCAAGUAUGUACACAUCAACUUUAUUGAAAGAAAAUCUAGAGGGGAAAAAAAUAUUUUGGUUGUGUUCCAAGAACAUGGUCAGGUCUGGGGAUUUGUGCUUUAUUCCAAAGAUGUACCUUGCAAUUAUGCUGAGAGGGCCUGGUUGGGCAAAGUCAGUCUUAAGAUUCAUGAUGCAUGAGGAGGGAAGAAAAGGGGGAAAGAAGCAUUCCUUUUGUUUCUGACUUUCUUGCUGUACACUGUUUCCUGUUGGAGAAAAGGAGGAGUUAUGUCAGCUUCAGGAGUCUCAAUGCAGGUGGCAACUAUGAAGUACUUGAAAUUCAAGACAAUGGCACCAAAUGAAAUCAGCACCAGCUCUCUUCCCUCCAUCCUUUGAUCUCCAGUGAAACUGAAGAAUUGGAGAUGUUUGAAGUUUUUAAUAUUAUGUCUGACUGACUGUUUUCAGUUGAGAGAACACAUUCCCCUGUUCUGAAAUGGGAGUUUUGGGGUGAUGCCUUCCAGGUGUCAGCUGAGGAGCUGCAGCAGAUUGUGGUCACUGGAGUUGCUGUGGCAAAGUUGAGUAUCCAUCAAACUGCAGCUGUCCACAAACUCCUCUUAAAGGGAAGCCUGGCUUUGUUCUGGUGUGUGUGUGUGUGUGUGUGUGUGUGUGUGUGUGUGUGUGUGUGUGUGUGUGUGUGUGUGUGUGUGUGUGUGUGUGGUUAAUGCAGGGUUUGCUAAGUUGAGGAGACUAGUACUGGCUAGUCAAAAUAUUUUGUUGCUUAAUUGAAAGACUUAAGUGUUAUAAAUAUAUGCUAAUAAGCAAAACUGUUACAUAUGCUCUAAACAUUAAUGCACAUGUUUGGGGUUCUUUUGGUGUCUAGCUAUAGGUAAAGUUCCUGCUAAAAAGGUGUCUGUAUACGGAGCUGGAUGAAGAAAGAAUGUUGGACAUGUUGUGUAAAUCCUAUAAUGUUUUUAAGAGCAUAACAUGAUUUUUUUGUGUUUGUAUGUCACCAUUCUGUUCCCUGUGUAUUUGCAUAAUUUAAAUGUAACUUGUUGCAGGCCCAGCAACUACAUUUACUACUGUAUAUGUGUAAAUACAGGUAUGCCACAGUA
Messenger RNA from Rhea pennata, 4338 nucleotides. RefSeq names its product Rab geranylgeranyltransferase subunit beta (gene RABGGTB). Bases 78 to 1073 code for a protein of 331 amino acids. The record is from RefSeq and is a predicted model, not a curated record. Gene Ontology annotation, biological process: protein geranylgeranylation. Gene Ontology annotation, cellular component: Rab-protein geranylgeranyltransferase complex. Gene Ontology annotation, molecular function: Rab geranylgeranyltransferase activity. The transcript has 9 exons. Lineage: Eukaryota; Metazoa; Chordata; Aves; Rheiformes; Rheidae.